AAUUUCUGAGUUUUUUUCGCGAAACAAAAGGGGGAAGAAAGAGAGGCGGAGGAGACGAUAAAGCAACAUAGGCGGUUAUUGCGGCUGCGUCGGCGUUGGAGAUGGCGAUGAGGGACCUUGUCACCGGCGGAGCCGCCUGCUCCGUUCCCGGUUCCUCUUCUUCCUCUAACCCUCUCGGUGCUCUCACCAACGCCCUACUCGGUUCUUCUUCCAAAACUCAGGAGCGGCUUAAGGAGAUACCGACUGCAACCCCAUCAGGUUCUGGGCCACAAUUUUAUUCCGAAAACGAACAGCUGAGAGCGCUUCCUGGGUCUGAGUUAGAUCAGCCGAUUCUGCAACCCGGCGCUCAGGGGUCGGAGUUCUUCCGUGGCUUCCGUUCCGUGGAUCAGAAUGGUCUGGCCGCUGCUUGGGAUGAGGUACAGCAUGGUGGACCUAUGCCUCCUGUGUCAUCUCUCUAUGAGCGUCCAGUUCAGCCCACAUUUGAAGGACCUCCACAAAGAGUCUUGUCAAGCUUUCUGCAUUCAUUUGUUGAAAGCAGCCGCGGUGGUAUUCCCUUUCGCCCAGCACCUCUUCCAAUGCUGGGAUUGUCAGCAAGUGACAAGCAAUGUAUACGUGAUCGUAGCAGCAUAAUGGCCCGGCAUAUUUUCGCUGAUAAGAGCGAGGACUUUAUCAAUGCUCAGGUAAAUGCAUUGUUAUCGUCUCUUGAUAUCGACAAUGACAUGCAAGCUAGGGGACAUAUUCCUGGGAGGUUCCGGGAAAUGGAAGAUUAUUGGAAUGAGUCUCAAGGUGUCAUGAGACCUGGUCCCCAUCCGGCUGAUGGUUGGGUUACCGAGUUUAACCAGCAUGGAAUGGAUCAUGGUGGUCCUGAUGCAUGGGUUAAGUCUUUCGAACAACAACAUGGUAUGAAUGGAUGGGUCUCUGAGUUUGAGCAGUCUCAGUUAAUGUCAGACCAAAUGAGAGGGAUGAAUAUGCCAAACUUAGCAGCAAUGGAGCAGACUCGUCAACUUGCCCAAACACUUUCCCGGAACGAGGAUCCGAAAUUUCAGAAUUCAAAAUUCCUCCAGUUUGUUUCAAAGAUGAGCCGCGGUGAACUUAUUAUUGAUGACAAUCAGGUUAAACCAGCAUCAGCACCUGGGGAUUGGGCUACGGAAUAUGAACAGCAGUACAUGGGCCCUCCAAGUUGGGCUGACCAAUUUGCAAACGAAAAGCUUUCUCAUGGUCCUGAACAGUGGGCCAACGAGUUUUCUACUGAGAGGGAACAUCAAGAACCGAUUGAUGACCAAUGGGUUAAUGAGUUCUCGAAGUUGCGUGUAGAUGACUGGGUAGACGAAUUUGCUGAAGGACCUAUGGGUGAUAGUACUUCUGAUGCAUGGGCAAAUGCUUAUGAUGAGUUUCUAAAUGAGCGAAACAUUAGCAAGCAGCAGUCUUCCAGUGGUGUCUACGUCUUUUCUGAUAUGAACCCUUAUGUGGGUCAUCCAGAUCCACUGAAAGAAGGGCAGGAAUUGUUCCGGAAAGGGCUUCUGAGUGAAGCAGUACUCGCACUGGAGGCCGAGGUUAUGAAAAACCCUGAGAAUGCUGAAGGCUGGAGACUACUUGGAAUCACACACGCAGAGAAUGAUGAUGAUCAACAGGCUAUAGCAGCGAUGAUGCGUGCACAUGAGGCGGAUUCCACAAACCUGGAGGUGCUUCUUGCACUUGGUGUGAGCCAUACAAACGAGUUGGAGCAGGCAGCUGCUUUGAAAUUUUUAUAUGGAUGGCUACGGAAUCACCCCAAAUACGGGGCCAUUGCACCCCCAGAGCUCGCAGAUUCUUUAUACCAUGCCGAUAUUGCCAGAUUAUUUGACGAAGCUUCUCAGAUGGCUCCUGAGGAUGCAGAUGUGCAUAUAGUACUGGGUGUCCUCUACAAUUUGUCGAGAGAGUAUGAUAAGGCUAUUGGCUCCUUCCAGACUGCGCUUAAACUAAAACCAAACGAUUAUUCGCUGUGGAAUAAGCUCGGGGCCACUCAAGCCAACAGUGUUCAGAGUGCUGAUGCCAUAUUGGCUUAUCAACGGGCUCUAGAUUUGAAGCCGAAUUAUGUUCGGGCUUGGGCAAACAUGGGGAUCAGUUACGCCAACCAGGGAAUGUACAAAGAAUCAAUCCCAUACUACGUUCGUGCGCUUGCAAUGAACCCAAAAGCCGACAAUGCAUGGCAAUACUUGAAGAUCUCUUUAAGUUGUGCGUCGAGACAAGACAUGCUGCAAGCUUGCGAGUCGAGGAAUCUCGAUCUCUUGCAGAAGGAGUUCCCUCUGUAGAUGUAUAUACAUAUAUGUAUAUCCAGACAAAAAGGGGUAUCUUGUCCGAUCUGAUGACAUCAUCAUCAUCAUCAACCACCAUGGGGGAUACAGUUUCGAAUCAAAAUUCUUUUUCGAGGGGGGAUUCAGAUGAUUAUAAUAAUGUUUUUUUCAGCGAAGAUAAUAAAUAUAUAGAUAUAGAUAUA
Tarenaya hassleriana is the source of this 2476-nucleotide messenger RNA. RefSeq names its product peroxisome biogenesis protein 5. Gene Ontology annotation, biological process: protein import into peroxisome matrix, docking. The transcript has 15 exons. NCBI's taxonomy places the organism in Eukaryota, Viridiplantae, Streptophyta, Magnoliopsida, Brassicales, Cleomaceae. Gene Ontology annotation, molecular function: protein binding. Gene Ontology annotation, cellular component: peroxisomal membrane; cytosol. The coding region runs from base 102 to 2291 and encodes 729 amino acids. The record is from RefSeq and is a predicted model, not a curated record.